CCAGCCAGGAGAGGGUGUCCGAACCCGCGCUGCUGCAGCCGCCGGGUUACCCCGGGAUCGCCACCCAGAGCUUUCCCCCAGACAAGUGUAUCACGGCCCUGGCACCCCUCCCCUCCCCUCCCCGAGCUCAGAGGCCACAGCAGCCAACCCACACGUCCCGAUGGGUCCCCAGGGGGGUGCGGCGAGGCCCGGGGGCUUCUUCGGCGUCUACCUGCUCUAUUGCCUGAACCCUCGGCACCGGGGCCGGGUCUACGUGGGGUUCACCGUCAACCCUGCUCGCCGUGUCCAGCAGCACAACGGAGGCCGCAAAAAAGGCGGGGCCUGGCGGACCAGCGGGCGCGGUCCCUGGGAGAUGGUGCUCAUCGUGCACGGCUUCCCUUCCGCCGUGGCCGCCCUCCGGUUCGAGUGGGCCUGGCAGCACCCGCAGGCCUCGCGCCGCCUGGCGCACGUGGCCCCGCGCCUGCGCAGCGAGGCCGCCUUCGCCUUCCACCUGCGGGUGCUGGCGCACGUGCUGCGCGCGCCGCCCUGGGCGCGCCUCCCGCUCACGCUGCGCUGGCUGCGCGCCGACUUCCGCCAGGAGCUCUGCCCGCCGCCGCCGCCUCACGUGCCAGUCGCCUUCGGGCCUCCGCCGCCCCGGAUGCUGGCCGCCAAGCGUCGGGACAGUUCCUUUGCCGACACCGAGUCCCCGCCGGGCCAGGACUCCGAGGCCCCCUGCACCCUGUGCGCUUGCGCGCUUCCGGAUGAAGAGGGCCCCCUGUGUUGCCCCUACCCUGGCUGCUCCCUAAGGGCCCACAUGACCUGCCUGGCAGAGGAGUUCCUGCAGGAGGAGCCAGGGCAGCUUCUGCCGCUAGAGGGCCGAUGCCCUGGCUGCAAGAACUCACUGCUGUGGGGAGACCUGAUCUGGCUAUGUCGGACGGGCUCCGAGGAGGAAGAGGAGAAUGUGGAAUUAGAAGAGGAACACUGGACAGACGUGCUGGAGCUCUGACCUCAGCCCCCAGCCCUCCACCCAUUCCUUUUCUGUGCCACUGCCUGAGGGUCUGGGCAGUUUUUACAAUAAAAAGUCUGAGUGAAGGGGAUCUUCCGUUAUUUGCUGGGGGUGUGUGUGGAGUUAGGAGGCCAAGGCCCUGCCAGUCACUGGAGCCCGAGAACAGAGGAAGCGGGUGGGGCCACUGGCCCCAGAUGGACCUGCCUGUCCUCUGCUGGAGGCCCUUGUGCCUCAGCUUUCCCCUGGCCUGCCUCUGAUCACAGUUCCUUUUUAUUU
This is a messenger RNA of Pipistrellus kuhlii (Kuhl's pipistrelle), 1261 nucleotides long. It is a transcript of the gene SLX1A, whose product is annotated as SLX1 homolog A, structure-specific endonuclease subunit. NCBI's taxonomy places the organism in Eukaryota, Metazoa, Chordata, Mammalia, Chiroptera, Vespertilionidae. The coding region runs from base 161 to 985 and encodes 274 amino acids. The record is from RefSeq and is a predicted model, not a curated record. Gene Ontology annotation, cellular component: Slx1-Slx4 complex. Gene Ontology annotation, molecular function: crossover junction DNA endonuclease activity; 5'-flap endonuclease activity. The transcript has 6 exons. Gene Ontology annotation, biological process: double-strand break repair via homologous recombination.